Parasteatoda tepidariorum (common house spider) is the source of this 936-nucleotide messenger RNA. The record is from RefSeq and is a predicted model, not a curated record. NCBI's taxonomy places the organism in Eukaryota, Metazoa, Arthropoda, Arachnida, Araneae, Theridiidae.
AUGGCCACUAUCACAAGUAACCUAAAAGCGUGCGUGACUAAAGAGUUUUUUUUUAAAUUGCAGGUGGAUUACGGUCUCACAGAAGAGCAAGUUGCUGAAUUUAAAGAGGCGUUUUUGCUCUUCGACAAAGAUUCUGAUGGAAUGAUUACUGCUGCAGAGUUAGGGGUGGUCAUGAGAUCCCUAGGACAGAGACCCUCCGAGUUAGAACUCAGAAACAUGGUACACAUGGUGGAUAAAGAUGGCAAUGGAACGAUAGAGUUCGAUGAAUUUCUGAGUAUGAUGUCAAAGAAGAUGCAUGAUUCAGACAACGAGACAGAAUUGCACGAAGCAUUUCGAGUGUUCGACAAAAAUGGAGAUGGAUUCAUCAGCUCCAGUGAAUUACGCCAAGUCAUGACCAACCUUGGCGAGAAACUGACAGACGAAGAAGUAGAAGACAUGAUAAGAGAAGCAGAUCUUGAUGGGGAUGGAAAAGUAAAUUACAAUGAAUUCGUCGUCAUAUUGACAUCAGCCAAGUGAGAGCAAGUGAAAUGAGAAAAAUUUAACUGAUGCUGAUAAGCGAUGUUACUUAAGAACUGCUGGUCUAAAAAUAUUCUCUUCUCGGUGUAUUUUUCUGUUGAAAAGGAAAGAUGGAAGAACUGUUUAUCUCCCUCUCACCAAAAAUAAAAUAAAUCAUUGUCCAAAUACACACAACGCCUACAACUUGGUCUAGUGUGCCAGCAACCUCCUUUAUUCUAUUCUAUUCAUGCUCCAUAGAAUUUCAUAUGUGUUCGAAAUUUAUUUUUACUCACCUGUGCUGUGGCGCAAAUUAUUCUUAACACUUUUUUUUUCUUUUGCAUUUGUGUCGGUCACAGUUGAAGGACUUAUGACGACAAACCACAUGAGCAGAUUUGAAAAUUAAAAAGAAAAUAAAUAAAUAAAAAUAUAAAAAGAGAAAAA